This is a messenger RNA of Pygoscelis adeliae (Adelie penguin), 3015 nucleotides long. It is a transcript of the gene IPO13, whose product is annotated as importin 13. The record is from RefSeq and is a predicted model, not a curated record. Lineage: Eukaryota; Metazoa; Chordata; Aves; Sphenisciformes; Spheniscidae. Gene Ontology annotation, molecular function: small GTPase binding. Gene Ontology annotation, biological process: protein import into nucleus. Gene Ontology annotation, cellular component: cytoplasm; nuclear membrane. Bases 16 to 2952 code for a protein of 978 amino acids. The transcript has 21 exons.
GCAACCGUGCCGGGGAUGGCUCUCCAUCAGCUGUAUUACGACCCGAACAUCGAGAACAAGAACUUGGCUCAGAAAUGGCUGAUGCAGGCGCAGGUUUCCCCCCAGGCGUGGCACUUCAGCUGGCUGCUUCUCAACAUGGACAAGGUGCCCGAGAUCCAGUACUUUGGUGCCAGUGCUCUCCACAUUAAAAUCUCCCGUUACUGGAACGACAUCCCCGCCGACCAGUACGAGAGCCUCAAGUCACAGCUCUUCACCCACAUCACCCGCUUCGCCAGCGGCUCCAAGAUUGUGCUGACCCGACUGUGCGUGGCGCUGGCCUCCCUGGCCCUCAGCAUGAUGCCGGAGGCUUGGCCCUGCGCCGUGGCAGACAUGGUGCGCAUGUUCCAGGCGGAGGACUCCAACGUGGAUGGGCGAGCGCGGUGCCUGGCGCUGCUGGAGCUCCUGACGGUGCUGCCUGAGGAGUUUCAGACCAGCCGCCUGCCGCAGUACCGCAAGGGCCAGGUACGCAGCGUCCUGGCGCAGAAGUGUGUCUCUGUCUUCCCUUUGCUGGAGCAGCUGCUGCAGCAGCAGGACUCCCCGGGUUUCAUCAAGCAGAAGGUGUUGAAGUGCUUCUCCAGCUGGGUGCAGCUGGAGAUCCCGCUGAUGGACUGCGAGAACCUGAUCCAGGCAGCUUUCACCUCUCUGCAGGACCCGGAGCUCUUUGACACAGCGGUGGAGGCUGUUGUCAAUGCCAUUUCCCAGCCUGAUGCCCAGAGGGGAGCACCACCUCGCAAGGCAUCCCUCGUGCUGCAGCUCCUCACCCCGGGAGCAGCCAGCUGCCACCCGUGUCCAGGUGGAGAAGGGCAGGUGGGACCUCACGGGCAAGGAUCACCCUCAGGGUACGUGAACACCCUCCUGAAGCUCAUCCCCCCUGUGCUGGGGCUCCAAGAGCAGCUGCGCCAAGCAGUCCAGAGUGGGGACAUGGAGACGUCACACGGAAUCUGCCGCAUCGCUGUGGCCUUGGGGGAGAACCAUUCCCGGGCGCUCCUGGACCAGGUGGAGCACUGGCAGAGCUUCCUGGCCCUGGUCAACAUGAUCAUGUUCUGCACUGGCAUCCCUGGGCACUACCCUGUGAACGAAACCACAAGCUCCUUGACGCUCACCUUCUGGUACACGCUGCAGGAUGAUAUCCUCUCCUUUGAGCCGGACAAGCAGGCGGUGUACCAGCAAGUCUACAGGCCUGUCUACUUCCAGCUGGUGGAUGUACUGCUGCACAAAGCCCAGUUCCCCUCCGAUGAGGAGUAUGGCUUCUGGUCUUCAGAUGAGAAGGAGCAGUUUCGGAUAUACAGGGUUGACAUCUCUGACACGCUGAUGUACGUGUACGAGAUGCUGGGUGCUGAGCUCCUGAGCAGCCUCUAUGACAAACUGGGACGUCUGCUGACCAACACAGAGCAGCCAUCCACGUGGCAGCACACAGAGGCCUUGCUCUAUGGCUUCCAGUCCAUCGCCGAGACCAUCGAUGUGAACUACUCUGACGUGGUGCCAGGGCUGAUCGGCCUCAUUCCCCGGAUCAGCAUCAGCAACGUGCAGCUUGCCGACACUGUCAUGUUUACUAUCGGGGCCCUGUCGGAGUGGCUGGCUGAUCACCCCGUCAUGAUUAACAACGUGCUGCCGCUGGUGCUCCAAGCCUUGGGCAACCCUGAGCUCUCCAUCUCCAGCGUCUCCACCCUGAAGAAGAUCUGCCGGGAGUGCAAGUAUGACCUGCCACCCUAUGCCGCCAACAUCGUUGCCGUGUCACAGGAGGUGUUGAUGAAGCAGAUUCACAAGACGAGCCAGUGCAUGUGGCUGAUGCAGGCUCUUGGUUUCCUGCUCUCUGCGCUGCAAGUGGAGGAGAUCCUGAAGAACCUGCACUCCCUGAUCACACCCUACAUCCAGCAACUGGAAAAGCUGGCUGAUGAAACACCCAAUCCCUCCAACAAGCUGGCCAUCAUCCACAUCCUGGGCCUGCUCUCCAACUUAUUCACCACCCUAGACAUCAGCCACCACGAUGAUGACCAUGAAAGCACCGAGGUCAAGAAGCUGCCAGUGCAGCAAGGACCCAACCCAGUGGUGGUGGUUCUGCAGCAAGUCUUCCAGCUCAUACAGAAGGUUCUCAGCAAGUGGCUGAAUGAUGCCCAGGUGGUGGAGUCCGUCUGUGCCAUCUUUGAGAAGUCUGUAAAAACCCUCCUGGAUGAUUUUGCCCCCAUGGUGCCUCAGCUGUGUGAGAUGCUGGGGCAGAUGUACAGCACCAUCCCCCAGGCCUCUGCCAUCGACCUCACCCGGCAGCUGGUUCACAUCUUUGCCCAUGAGCCUGCCCACUUCCCUCCCAUCAAGGCCCUCUUCUUGCUCGUUACCUCGGUCACGCUGACCCUCUUCCAGCAAGGGCCCAGGGAUCAUCCUGAUAUUGUUGAUUCAUUUAUGCAACUCCUGGCACAGGCUCUGAAAAGGAAGCCGGACCUCUUCCUGUGUAGCAACCUGGAUGUCAAAGCAGUGUUUCAGUGUGGUGUCCUUUCGCUCAAGUUCCCUGAGGCCCCAACGGUCAAAGCAUCCUGUGGCUUUUUUACGGAGCUGCUGCCCCGCUGCGGAGAGAUCGCCCCGGUGGGACAGGUCGUGCAUGAGAACGGCAAAGUGCUGCUGCAGGCAGUGCUGGAGGGUGUCGGUGGCCAAGCCUCCCGCAGCCUCAUGGAUCACUUCGCAGAAAUCCUCUUCGCCUUGAACAAGCACUGCUUCAGCUAUCUGAGUGUCUGGAUCAAGGAGGCCAUGCAGCAGGACGGCUUCCCCUCGGCCCGCGUCAGCCCCGAGCAGAAGGAGACCUUCAGCCAGCAGAUCCUCAGCAGAGAGCGUGUGAACAAGCGGCGAGUGAAGGAGAUGGUGAAGGAGUUCACCCUGCUGUGCCGGGGGCUGCAUGGCACGGAGUACACAGCAGACUACUGAGCACCUGGCCAGGACCGCGGACAAUUUGCCCGGACCAGCUCUUACCCGCAAGGAAGCCCCCCC